GCUAGGCUAGGGCGGCUUUUGAGACGCACGGCCGUCCAGAGCUCCGUGUAGAACUCUGCAGCCGUUUAGACAUUUCCACUGUUGCCACUAAUCAUCGCAGCCAGCGCUUUUCGCGUGCCGUGGCGAGUACUAGACAAAAUCCGGCAGUGGCAGAUUUUCAGCAGUGUGGGGCGGACGCGUAGAUUCUGCGCACGCGCAUAGCGUCUAAGUUUAGCAACGAGAAACACCAAGACAACAAUGUGGUCUCGCGCCCUCGACCGAGCCUCCGCUUUAGCGGAAAGAGCAGGAGACGGCGUCGGCGGCCUGAUCGACGGCGCGGGCACGAUCGGCUCCGCCGCGGCGCGGGCGCUCGACGCCGUCGACGACCUCAUCGGCGACGACGACGACGACAAGCACUCGGACUACUCGUCGGAGGACGACCGGCGGCCCUUCUCGAUGCAGGCGCUGCGCGAGGAGCAGCGCCGGCGCGACGAACUACUGCGCGGGGAGCAGCACACGUCGCUGCGGAGCCGCGGCGCGUCGUACGACUACUCGCCGCCGCCGUCCCCGCCGGCGGCCUCGCCGGGGCUCUCGAACCGCGUCGCGGAGCUGACGCGGGAGCGCGACGAACUGGCGCGGGAGCGCGACGAGCUGCAGCGCGACCGGCAGGCUAAGCACGACGAGGCGCGGCGGCUCGUGCAGCGGUACCGGGCCAUCGAGCGCGAGCUCGGGAGCGUGCGCGAGAAGGCGGACCGGGCCGACGAGCUCCAGCGACGGCUCGACGCCGGCGGCUCGAGGCAGGAGACGCUGGACAAAUUGGUGGCAAAGUACCGGACCCUCGAGGAGAAGUUCGGCCGGGCGAAGCAGCGCGCUCUGGAGGCCGAGCAGGCCCUCGCGGCCCAGGGCUCCGACGACGCGCUCCAGGCCGCCGAGGCCAAGGCGACGACGGCCGUGCGCGCGCUCGCGACCGCCGAGCGCCGCGCGAACGCCAAGGACGACGAGGAGAGCCGCGCCGUGGCCGACGCGCAGCAGCGGGCGGCCGACGCCGAAGCCCGGCUCGCGACGGCGACCGAGGCGCUCCGAGCUGCCGAAGAAAGGGCUGCGGAGGGCGCCGAGGCGCUCCGGGCCGCCGAGGCGCGGGCCGCUGAGAGCGCGGCGGCAGACGACGGCGCCGCGGUGGAGCUCGAGGCGCUGCGGGGCCGCCUCGCGGCGGCCGAGACGCGCGCGGACGCGGCCGAGAAAGCCAGCGAGCAGGCGCGCAAGUCCGUCGACAAAAUAAAAAAGUCGGCGGAGCGCAAGGUCGAGCGCGCGACGCGCGAGCUCGCCGCGUCAAAGUCGGACGGCGACGCGUCGGCGGCGCUCCGCGAGGCCCACGCCGAGGAGGUCGAGCAGCUGCGGAGCGAGCACGCCGUGGCGCUCGCCGAGGCGCGCGAAGAGUCGGCGGCGGCGCUCGCCGAGGCACGGUCCGAGGGUGAAGCGGCGACGGCGGCGCUCGAGGCCGCGAAGGCGGAGACCGCGGAGGCGCGGGCCGAAGCCGAGGCCGCACGUGCGCAGGGCGACGAAGAGCUUGGCGCGCUGCGGGGCGAGCUCGCCGCGGCCGAGGCACGCGCCGCCGCCGAGGACCUCUCCGGGGCGCUCGCUGCCGCGGAGGAGCGAGCCUCAAAGGCCGAGGAGCGCUCCGCGACGCUCCGCGACGAGCGCGGCGCGGUGGCGGCGCGCUUCGCCGGCGAGGUCGCGUCGGCCGAGGCCGCGCGCGAUGCGGCGGUCGAGGACGCGGCGGCGGCGCGGAGCGAGGCCGACGCGGCUCACAACGCGGCCGACGCGGCCCGGAGCGACGCCGACGCGGCCCGGAUCGAGGCCGACGCGGCUCAAAACGAGGCGACGAAGCUGCGCGACCGCGUCGACGCGCUCGAGGCCGACGGCCGCGGCGACCGCGUCGCCGCGGCGGAGGCGCGGGCGGCGGCCGCGGCCGAGGUCGAGGCGAGCGCCGCGCGGCUGGCGCGCGUCGAGGAGGAGCGCGACGCACUGGCGGCGCGCGUGGCCGCGGCGACGCGGCGCGCCGACGACGCCGACGCCGCGCGCGAGCGCGACCGGCGGGACGCGGAGCGCGAGGCCGAGCGGCGCGACGCCGACGCGCGGGAGGCGGACGAGGCGCUGGCCGCGGCGCGCGCGAGCGCUGCGGCGGAGCAGACGCGCGCUAACGGCGCCGAGGCCCUCGCGAAGGAGGCCCGCGCGGCGCUCGACGCGGCGCGGAGCGAGGCGGCGGCCGCUCGCGACGACCCUGCCCGCGACGGCGCGUUCGCGGCGACGGCGGCCGCGCUCGCGGCCGCGGCGGCCGCGGCCCGGAAACGGACGGCCGCGGACGUGGGGGCCGUCAAGGCCCUCACGGAGCGGCUCCACGAGCACAAGGCCGCGGCCAAGGCCGCCGAGGACCGCGCGGCGACGGCGCUGCAGCUGGCGGCUCGCGUCGGCGACGAGCGCGACAAGCUCGCGCGCGAGCGCGCGGCCGUGGACGCCGAACGCGACGCGGCGCGCCGGGCGCUCGCCGAUCGCGAGCGCGACGAAGGUGAGGCUUUGAGCGCCGCGGACGCGCGGGCCGAUGACGCGGCCGGGCGCGCGGCGGCGGCCGAGUCCGCUCGCGCGCUCGCGGAGAAGGCGCUGGCCGACGAGCGCCAGGAGCGGGCCACGGAGGCCGCGAACUUGGCGCAGGCCGCGGGGGCCGCGGGACAGGCGCUGACGGAGCGCGACCAGGAGCUGCGGCGCGUGACCGCGCGGCUCGAGGCCGCGACGCGACAACUCAAGGCCGCCGAGGACUCGGCCGAGGCCGCGCGCGCUCAGGCUGAGGCCGCGCGCGCGGGCCUGCGGGCGCGCGCGCCGAGCCCGACGGACGACCUCGAGGCGGCGCGGGGCGACGACGACGACCGGCCGAGCCGCAGCUCGCGGGGCGGCCGGCGCGUCUGCGGCGGCAUGUGGCGGGGGCUGCGGCGGUGCCCCGGCGCGUCGCGAGUGAUGGGCGCCGAGCCGCCGCGGUUGUCGGCGGUCCUCGUGCUCGCGUACCUCGUGUACCUCCAGGUCGACGUGUUCUUGUUGCACGGGUCGCUCGCGGAGGCCGCCGUGGCGCCGUCUGGUGGAGGGCCGGGGCCGCCUCCUGUGUAA
Pelagomonas calceolata is the source of this 3135-nucleotide messenger RNA. The record is from the annotation of a GenBank genome assembly. NCBI's taxonomy places the organism in Eukaryota, Pelagophyceae, Pelagomonadales, Pelagomonadaceae.